AUGUGUAAGAGCAUUAAUGCUUAUUUUGAGAGAAGGUGGGGCCGUGGUUGGGGGGGUAUCCCGCCCGAAAUGCCACCCACAUCCCGUACGCCGAAACAUGGUCUCAGAGUAAACCUGGUUCUUGAGGGCACAGAAGCCUACGUCAACGUCCUUAGCGAGACAAGGACGCAGAAAGCGGCAAUAUCCGAUGGUGCACCCAAAACUGUCUUUCGAGGGAAAUAUAUCGUUCAUAUCAGGGUGAUCAAGAUCUGCGGGGGAAAUCUCCUCCCAUCCAUCCACCCCUUCCCCGCUCUGAUACAAUUCGCUUCUCGUCGUCAUCGAGUACGACAAGUACAUCCUGCCCUUCGCGCCGCUCGCAGACCACGACACGCCAUCGCAAAGGAAAAUUUGGUCCUUCUGCUCAUGGGCAACUCCAUCGUUGCGAUGUUGGCAGACGUAUGCAUAGGCAUGGAAGAUUGUGGCUGCGGAACGAAGAUUUUUCGAUAUCGUGGUCUUGAACUUGGAACUUUUGGGGGAUGGAAAUGUCGGCUAAAAUGGGCGUAUAGGCAUGGUCUCUGGAUGAAGAAGGGUAGGAGGGCCGAGAAUACACCACCUUUCAUUCAAGCCAAGGGACUAUUCUUUCAAAAUUAUGGCAUACUUCCCUCCAUCAGCAACAAUCCCACUCUCGACAGCGUGGGUAUGCGCUUCCGUUGCGUCGAGCAGAGCGAGUUCGUAAAGAGGAUCUCAAGUUUUGAUGUAAAUUUUUGGAUGGAAACACGGUGGCCAAGUCAUGCCAACGACGCGCACGCACACGACUGCACUGAGAUGGGGAAGCCAAUCAAGCGGGUACAUGAGGCUAGAGGCUCACUGUCGACAGCGCCAUUGUCAAUACGCACAAAACCUGUAGCGUACCCGAUGAACGACGGAAUUAAUGGGGUGAUUGACGAUCGAUAG
Molecule: messenger RNA, 933 nt
Organism: Desarmillaria tabescens
Lineage: Eukaryota; Fungi; Basidiomycota; Agaricomycetes; Agaricales; Physalacriaceae
Exons: 13
Coding region: 1-933 (310 amino acids)
Source: RefSeq, a predicted model, not a curated record